This is a messenger RNA of Diuraphis noxia (Russian wheat aphid), 981 nucleotides long. RefSeq lists its product as uncharacterized. The record is from RefSeq and is a predicted model, not a curated record. Lineage: Eukaryota; Metazoa; Arthropoda; Insecta; Hemiptera; Aphididae.
UAAAAUAUUUAUAAAAUUAUAACGAAAUCCAUCAAAUAGUCAGCAAGAGAUCUAUUUAGUCUUCAGUCGGCACGCACAGUUGAUAGGUAACGUAAAUGAAAUAACAAUUGGUUCUAUUUAUUUUUUUACACCCGCCCUCAGAAGAAGAAAAAAACUAUGAUCGCUUCCCGUCGUUUGCUAAGUGGUUUCCUGGUGAUCGCCUUAACCAUGUCCAUCCUACAAAAUGCGACGGCCGCAUCCGCCAGUGGAAACUAUGACGAAGAUGGUGGCAUCAGCAGUCGUGGUGUUAGAGGCAGUGUCGUUGACGGUGGUGAAGGCGUAACGUCAUCGCCGUCGCUCAUGGACCGAAUGUCGGGCGUAGUGGACAGCGUCAAGUUGCAGGCGUCCGAGACGCUCGACGGGGCGGGGGCCGCGGCCGGUAACGCGGCGUCUGUGCUCAGCCGCCUCCAGCCGAGCGUCACCAAACCGAUGUCAGAAUUCGGCGGCAGCGGUGGAUUGCACGUGACUGAGAAAAAACUGCAGUCGAGUGACAACGCGCUGGGGCGGCUGCAAGAGACCAGGGGUCGCACCGUGGCCGCGGCCAAGAAGGUGAUGGACGAGACCAUACAGAAGCUGCAGUCGACCGUGAACGACAUACGGCUCACGAUCAGCGGUAAUGACCGGGACGACGUCGGUGGCGACCGGAGGAUCAGCAACGCGAUGGACAGCCUGCUCCGAGCCGUCGGCACGGAGGGCAAGGCGGUGUUCGAGUACGCGUCCGACGUCAUCAACGAGACGGCCGACCGGGCCAAGGCAGCUGUCGACAAAGCCCAACAACAACAAAAGCCACUGCGACGGCCGAGCCAACAAUGAUGAUAUAAUAACAUAAUAUUAAUCAUUUCGUGUUACCCAUUUCACACUGUUCGCAAUCAAACGCCAUUAAUAAUAUUGGUAUUAUUAUUACCUAUCAUUAUUAAUUGUUAUUAUUAUAGAMAUUUUCUG